This is a messenger RNA of Poeciliopsis prolifica (blackstripe livebearer), 728 nucleotides long. RefSeq lists its product as uncharacterized. Lineage: Eukaryota; Metazoa; Chordata; Actinopteri; Cyprinodontiformes; Poeciliidae. The coding region runs from base 78 to 728 and encodes 216 amino acids. The transcript has 5 exons. The record is from RefSeq and is a predicted model, not a curated record.
AAUACCUUAACCCAGUAUCAGGAAGUUCAGGAAGAUUUUCUCUGAUCUUCAACUCGGUUCAUCUGAAACGAGCAUCAAUGCUGAACCGGACCUCCUCGUCUCUCCUGGUUCUGAUUCUGUGUUCUGCUGCUCUGGGAAAAUCUCUGCCCACCGUGAAUGAAACUCUGGACGUCUACGAGGCCGAGGAGAACUCCAACAUCACGCUGAAAUGGAUCCGUCCGGAUCCGAACGCCACGCCGCCUGACCGGCUCUACGUCGAUCUGAUGAGCAUGGAGCCGCUGAGGAGGAUUUAUCGGUUCGACAGCAGAGAUGAGACGUUCACAGAUGAUGAGUUCAAAGGUCGACUGCACUGUGACCCCCAGCUGGUCAGGAAUGGAGGGAUCCGGUGUCUCCUGGCUGAAGUGAGGCUCAGCGAUGCGGGUCGGUACCGGUGCUACGUCGUCAUUGACGGAAGAAGAGACCAUAGAGACUGGGAGCUUGUAGUCAGAGCUUCCAUUCCUCAGACUCAGGAGGAAACCAAGAGCUGGUGGAUCGCGGGAGGUUUGGACUUUAUGUUGGUUUGGUUUGUUCCUGCUAGCAGCAGGACGACUCGCCCUCCACUCUGCUGCUGGUUCAGGUUUCAGAGGAGGCCUUAUGACCUUAUGACCUCCCCAAAGAUUGCCCCGUCUUCAGUCCCUAUUGGACUUGGAGCUCCAGAUUCUGUGUGUUUUAUGGUUUCCAGAAACUGA